ACAAGAUGCUAGGCCAUCACUGAAGAUGGAAACCCUACCCUCCAGCCCUGGCCGCCAGCCCCACCAGCUGCAGAGACGGCUGAAGAUGACGAAGGGGACAUUAUCGUUUGGAAAGCGUCGCAAUAAGAUGCACACGUUGUGCUGCCACUGUGGCUCGAAGGCCUACCAUCUUCAGAAGUCCACCUGUGGCAAAUGCGGCUAUCCUGCCAAGCGCAAGAGAAAGUAUAACUGGAGUGCCAAGGCUAAAAGACGAAACACCACUGGGACCGGUCGAAUGAGGCACCUGAAAAUUGUAAACCGCAGAUUCAGGCAUGGAUUCCGUGAAGGAACAACACCUAAGCCCAAGAGGGCAGCUGUUGCAGCAUCCAGUUCAUCUUAAGGA
Messenger RNA from Zalophus californianus (California sea lion), 382 nucleotides. Its product is annotated as 60S ribosomal protein L37-like. The coding region runs from base 26 to 379 and encodes 117 amino acids. Gene Ontology annotation, molecular function: RNA binding; structural constituent of ribosome. The transcript has 2 exons. Gene Ontology annotation, cellular component: ribosome; cytosolic large ribosomal subunit. Gene Ontology annotation, biological process: translation. Lineage: Eukaryota; Metazoa; Chordata; Mammalia; Carnivora; Otariidae. The record is from RefSeq and is a predicted model, not a curated record.